Messenger RNA from Lactuca saligna, 1200 nucleotides. The record is from the annotation of a GenBank genome assembly. NCBI's taxonomy places the organism in Eukaryota, Viridiplantae, Streptophyta, Magnoliopsida, Asterales, Asteraceae.
AUGUAUUUUCGAUCUACUUCUCAGAAGGGAAUAACUGAUGAAGCUGUUAAGUUAUGGCUGAAUGGUCUCCACCAGCAGCAAGGAAAUAGUAAGCGAAAAUGUAAUCUGGGUUUAACUAUGGUGAUAAGAAGGGCUUUGGAUUAUGUCUCUGAUGAAUUCAAGAUUUUCAAUGUAAGCAAAGUUAUGGAUCAAUUGGUGACGGAGGAAAACAAGGAAUUUGCAGAUUUGAAUCUACUUGAAGAAAUGCUUAAAGAGAAGCUCGUGAAGAAAUGUUUUCUAAUGGUUUUAGAUGAUUUGUUUGCAUAUUGCCCAUUGUUCCCCAAGGACUAUAAGUUUGAUAAGGAGGAGUUGGUCCUAUUGUGGAUGGCAGAAGGGUUUUUGCAACAACAAUCAAGAUCAUUCUUUCUAUAUGCGUCUAAUGACAGAUUGUUGUUUGUGAUGCAUGAUCUCAUAAAUGACUUGGCCACAUCUGUUGCUGGAGAUUUUUUUUCAAGGUUAGGCAUUGAGAUAAAAAAAGAAAUUAGGAAAGAAGCUUUGGAAAAGUACCUCCAUAUGUCAUUUGUUUGUGAGGAUUACAUGGUUUACAAAAGGUUCGAGGCAUUCAAAAGAGCUAAAAGCUUAAGAACAUUUUUAGAAGUAUCAUUUGAGGUGAAAGAAAAUUGGGAAACAUUUUACUUAUCAAAUAAGAUCCUCACCGACUUACUUCACGAGUUACCGCUACUAAGGGUCCUAAAUUUGAGUCAUCUUAGCAUAAACGAGAAAGGAGUAAUAGAGGAGGCUACUAUUGGCCCCUUAUCCCCUGCCAUAACACAAGUGGGGUGGAAUGACAAGGUUAUUGUGAAGACUCAAUUGCUAUUGGAAUCAGUUGGCUAUUUCAAUGGAAGAGCUUAGAAACCUCAAAGCCUUGGAGUUGAAUUAUCCAUGAAUACAAGAAAUCAUGCAGAGGUUGCUGGCAAUGAAAAGAUCCCUGCAAGGAGGAAGAGAACUUGGUCAAUUACUAAACUUUGCAUAUAAUAUGGUUUUAAUGACAUUAGAAAAUAGAAUUAGUUUUAAUGACAUAAGUAUAUAUGUAUAUUGUCGAAAGAUCUGUUUGUGUCUCAAUAUACAGUUGCUAACAUGGACAAUAAAUUGCUUUUAUUUUCUGCUGAUUAUAUUUAUUGAAUAUGAUUAAGUUGUAUAAAAAAAUUCAGCUUUUGUGUG